UCCAAAACCCUAAGUCUAACCAGCACAACCAAUUUGUGAAUGAAUAGACAGAAAAGAAGAGAAAAAGAAAGGGGAGAACAGUGAAAUAGCAAAGGCUGUUCUGCACAACUCAAAGGAUUUUUUUACCCAGGUGCACUUAAUCUAAGACUAUUGGAUAUGUUCAGUUUUCAGUUUGGCUUAAUUUAUAAUUCUCAAAAUUCUUGGAGAAAAGCUUUUAAUGGCGUGACUGUGAGGUUGGCAAUAGCUGGUGAUCCACUCCAAACACCAUUAUGAAACUACACAGGAACAUUGUUGUUUCUUGCAAGAGUUUUGCUAUUUCACUCUAUCUCCUUUGAUUCUCUACUCCAUAAUUUUUGGAUUUAAAGUUUUGGAAUUGAGGCGUUAUGGAAAAUAAAGAUGCAAAAGAUCCAUUCAAAGGGGUGGAUUGGAAAGGUGUUGGCCGUGAAAUGCAGAAAAAUCCGAGUGUUCAACCAUCCUUGAAGAAACGAUUACCCAACAGAGUAAGGCAAAUUCCUGAGUUCUAUUUCCUUCCUCGAUGGCCGCUUCCCAAAGCCAUUUUAUUUUGCAGUGCAUGCAUUGUUGCUGGUGUGGCUGCUGGAAUGGUUGGUGAGGCCUGGAUUGAAAAGAAAGUUAAAGAAGAUGGCGGGGUUAUAUGGGAAUUUGAUAAAUAAACUAUUGGUCUUAGGACAUAAUGUCACAGACAUCGCUGCCUCUAUGGUUUCCUCCUUAGAAGUUCUCUUCAGCAACCCUCACUUCCCAGAAUUAUCAGUGUCAGGGAUUAAGAUGAUCCAUGGUUAGCAGCAGGAUUGAAGCGAAUGAGGUGUGAUGGUAAUACUAGGAGAGAUUUCUCUUCCAUUUCUAAUAAGUAUGGCAGCCAAAUUUAUUACUUUCUUUAAGAUUAGCAUUUCGGUGGUUCCUAACCACGCACUCGACAGUGAUUCAAUCAAUCAGUGUAUUAAGUGCCAACCCUGACGCACGAAAUUAUUGCAAUUGAUGUAAUGAAAUUUCAAUUUUUUAAAGGAAAGGAAGAAGGAGCCAUGUUAAUAAUCCUAUAAGGAUAA
Molecule: messenger RNA, 1061 nt
Organism: Vigna radiata var. radiata (mung bean)
Lineage: Eukaryota; Viridiplantae; Streptophyta; Magnoliopsida; Fabales; Fabaceae
Exons: 3
Coding region: 384-671 (95 amino acids)
Source: RefSeq, a predicted model, not a curated record